AGUGGCAGUAGCUCACCGACCCGAGGUGAAGACCGCUGCCUGUCGCACGUCGCUACGUCGCUACGCUGCUACGUCGCUACGCUGCUACGUCGCUACGCAGCCCGGGUACGCCGCUUGCGAAGACUAGGAACAGACCGACGUGUGAUGCCCGGCCAUGAAGGCGGCCAUCUUGCUGCCGUACGGCGCGCUGUCUGGCGUCGGCUGCUGCCGCUCCCACACCAAGCACGCGGCCGUCGCUAGCGGCGUCUACACCCUGAACAUGUCAAUCCUCGUGGUGCUGCUUUACAGCUGGAGGAUCGGCGUCAACAUGAAGAAGUACUCCGACCUAGAAGACGUGUAUUACGGCGUGCAGAUAGCGUACCUGGCCAUCAUCGGCACGCAGCUGUUCAUGCUGGCCCUGAGCGUGGUGCUGCUGUUCGGCGUGUUCAAGGAGAGCCCCGCGCUGGUGGCACCGUGGAUCGUCGGCUCCAUCACCUUCAUGGCGCUGGAGGCGGUCGCCAUGGUGUACUCCAACGUGCUGCGCGACCACGUCAACAGGCAAUUCGACGCUCUGUGCAAAGCCGAGAUGGCGUUCUUCAUAUCCAGGGCGUUGCUGAACGCAAUCUCCAUUUACGGCGUGAUGCAGUUUUACAACAUGCUGCGGGCGGGGAUAUCGUGGAAGGAAGAGAUGCCCAUUGAGCUGUGAUGCGCAACUUCGCGGGAGGCGCGUGUCACAGGAAGUGGUCCGUCGCGCAGGGCAUCAUGGGAGGCUGCCCGAACAUUCUUCCGGCGCGCGGCGGUCUCGGGGAAAGUGCUUCCCAAGACGAAAUUGUUUCUUCCUGUGUGUGGGGAAAAAAAACGGCUCUGACGAAACGGCAGUUAAAAACUAUACAGAACAAACGUUCCAAACAAACUUUGACGUGACCUACACAAAAACUCAAAGAACAAGGGGAAAAUAAAAAAAAUACAUAGCUUGCUAUAUUUUAUAGGUUAAGUGAUGUAACAAGUUUUAUUUUUUAGGCAAAUUGUUUUAGAAAUGUGUUUGUACAGUGCAAGAUGAAACUUAUUUCGAAACUGAAUUAUUUUGUUGUACCUAAAACUGAAAAUUGUACUAUAAUGGAUCUCAAAAGGAGUUUAAAAAAAAAAGUGUUGUACGAAAAUAUUUAUAAAAGGUUGAUAUUGUA
This is a messenger RNA of Bacillus rossius redtenbacheri, 1163 nucleotides long. RefSeq lists its product as uncharacterized. NCBI's taxonomy places the organism in Eukaryota, Metazoa, Arthropoda, Insecta, Phasmatodea, Bacillidae. The record is from RefSeq and is a predicted model, not a curated record. The transcript has 7 exons. The coding region runs from base 155 to 685 and encodes 176 amino acids.